Molecule: messenger RNA, 3790 nt
Organism: Rhagoletis pomonella (apple maggot)
Lineage: Eukaryota; Metazoa; Arthropoda; Insecta; Diptera; Tephritidae
Product: esterase E4
Exons: 9
Coding region: 652-2991 (779 amino acids)
Molecular function (GO): hydrolase activity
Source: RefSeq, a predicted model, not a curated record
GAGUUGUUAGUUGCAGGCGAGUAUCGAAGUUGGAUUGUGGCCAAAAUGCGAACGCGCAUCGAAAACGAAAGCGAGAGUGAAAAAAAGGUGAAUUUUUCCAGUGUAAAAAAUGCAAAAGAGAUUGAAGCUCAAGCGGAAAUUAAUGGAAACAACCUUUUAUGCAAUUAAAGUGUGCAGUGAUUUUCAAUAAAAGAUUUAUAUGCUGAGUGCAAACAAUACAUACAUAAGUAAAUAGUUCCUGGAAAAUAAAGUGCUGCCUAUUUUUCUGAUUGUUGCAGCAUAGCUGCGUAUUACAUAAAGCGCAUUAGCCCACUGGCACACACACACACACACACACACACGCGUACAUACAUUCAACACGUUGCAGCAUAGCUUACACUGGUGGAGCACCCCAUUUAUUUACCGCUACGUGCGCACAGCUCAAAUCUACUGCGGCUGUGUGUGUGUUCGCCCAACUAACCGACUUAUCGAGUGCCCAUUCGGAUCUGCAGCAAAAAAAAAAACACAACAACACAAUAAACCAGCUGCCAGCCAUACAACUGGUUAAACGGCAAAUCAGCAAAUCAACUUGCGAUCGCACCCGCAUCACUCAUCCAGCCAGUCAGUGCGCUUCAAUUGAUUGCAAUUGCCGGCCUGACCACCGCUGUCAAUAUGAAGUGUCGUUGCAUUGUCGAUUUUAUUGCCGUGGCCGUUGUCAUUGCAGCGGCCAGUGGUCUAAUUAUUUUCGCCAUAGCAAUGCAGAACUCCAGCCGCCGCGUGGAGCGAAAGUUGGCGGCGCAUGAAACCAAUUUAACGAAAAUUGCUGAACAAUUGAUGUUUAUAGGCACAACAAAACCAACCGAUGCUAAGCUGGUGGUAAAUACCAUUAUUAACGAACUAACAACCGAAGUAGGAAGUUUGGCAAAUGUAAUAGAAAAUACAAUAACAAAUAAUAAAAGUGCCGUUACAAAUUAUACUGACAAUGUGUCAAUGAUAAUAGAGCCCGUGGCCGCCGCGCAGGCCUAUGAAGAACCUAGAAUUCGUUUAGCAACAAGUGCAACGAUCCCAACAACAACAGUGACAGCGGUGGAAACUGAAAUGCCGGGUUAUAUAACCACGUUUAAUGCAGCAGUUAUUCCAACAACCAUUACAACAACAAGGAUAGCAAGACUGAGAGCGAAACCAGUGGCGGCAGCCAUCGUGGCAGCAGCACGCGCAGCCAGCGACUCAUUUGAGGAGUCAACCGCAUGGAAGACACUAACGUCACAUCCAAAUUCAUUGGUUCAACUCUUUCCGUCACGUGCCAUGCGAGUCGUGCAAGAGGUGGUCAGAUCGUUGCGUAAAGACACAAAUGUCAUAGUCCAAACCUCUUUGGGUAAAGUUCGUGGACGUUUCCAGAAAUACAGAUCUGGCGAACGAGGUGGCUACUACAGUUUUAAGGGCAUACGCUAUGGUGAAGCACCAAUAGGAACUAGAAGAUUUCGUGCUGCUGAGCCGGAGAAGGCUUGGUUCGGCGUACGCGAUGCAUCACGCGAGGGAAACAGCUGUCCGCACAAGAAUAUGAUUCUGGACACUUUUAAGGGCAGCGAGGACUGCCUCUUUUUGAAUGUCUUCACCACACAACUACCCAAGGCGGAUGAUGAACAACUUUUGCCGGUUAUGGUUUGGCUACAUGGCGGCGGCUAUUCAUUCGGCUCCGGCAAUACUUUCCUUUAUGGUCCUGACUACUUAGUUGCAGAGGAUAUUGUUUUGGUUACACUGAACUAUCGUCUCGGUCCCUUGGGAUUUUUGACUGCCGGUCCAGACGCGCCAGGCAAUCAAGGAUUGAAGGAUCAAGUGCUCGCCUUAAAAUGGGUGCGUGAUCACAUUGCGGCUUUCGGUGGUGAUCCAAGGCAGGUGACAGUUUUCGGAGAGUCGGCUGGAGGCUCAAGCGUACAAAUGCUACUUCUAUCACCGCUAGCUGAAGGCCUCUUUCAACGUGCUAUCUCACAAAGUGGUUCGGCGUUAAACCCUUGGGCGAUGGCUGAAAGUUCGUCUGAACGCGCCUUCCGAUUGGCCGCCAAUUUGGGAUACGUGGGCGCCAAUGAUACCGCAGAGAUAUUGGAAUUUUUGCGUCGUGUGCCUGCAAUGAAAUUGGUUGAAGCUGCACCCACAACGCUUACAGCUGAAGAUUCACGUAACAAUAUUGGUUUACCAUUUGUGCCAAUUGUGGAGGGUUAUUGGAACGCACAGGGCGAAAGUGAGGUGUUCUCUGAAGAACCUUUCAUCACAAAACACCCUAACGAAAUAUACGACAAACGUCAGUUUCACAGCAAGGUGCCAUAUAUGACGGGCUAUAAUACGCAUGAGGCGAUGCUCUUCAUACGGAGACUGCGAAAGAAUCCAAAUCUACUGGAAAUAAUCGAGAAUGAUUUUUCGCGUAUGGUUCCACGUGAUUUGAACGUCACAGAUGAGCGUGAACGGGUAACGCGUGACAUCCGUCAAUUUUAUUUGGGUAACAAACAAGUGGGUGUCGAGUCAGUGGACGAAAUGAUUGCACUCUUAACGGAUCUGAUGUUCCUGCAGGGCAUACGCAAAACUGCGCGUAAUCACGCCAAAUAUGGCAAUGCGCCUGUGUAUAUGUACCGUUUUUCGUACGAUGGUGCACUGGGACUCUAUAAACGCAUGUUGGGCAUUACAAGGCCAGGCGUAUGUCAUGGUGAUGAAAUGGGUUAUUUAUUCAAAUUCGGUUUCUUCAACUUAAGCUUGGAUCCCCGAUCAACAGAGGUGCUUGUGAAGAAUCGUAUGGUGCGCAUGUGGACGAAUUUCGCCAAAUAUGGCACUCCCACACCGCAAAAUGAAGAGGACACAAUGUUAACCACGAGCUGGGAACCGAUAAAUCCGCAGACUGUGAUGGAAGAUAUCAGUUAUUUGGAUGUCUCUGUUAAUAUGAACAUGCGUAGCAAUCCAGAAGCUGAACGACAAGAGUUCUGGGACUAUAUGUACAAGCACUUUAAUGGCGCCGCAAUGUAGUCUGGCAUAAAUCUGCAAAAUCUCCGCUAAAAAAUGCAUUUCACUCGUCUAAAUUUCAUUAGCAAUGCCAUAAAUCAAUAUGUAAUAUGUCACAAAAGAACAUAAGCCAAGAAAGAAUCCGAAUUACAUUGAAAUGAAAUAUGAAGGCACUGAAAUUGGAGUUUUACGCAAUUUUAAUUAAUGUUACUGUUAUAGUUAGAUUUUGAAAUUACCAGAAAAUUAUGUAAACAUGCUGUUCCCAGCUCCAAUUUCAAUUAUUUGCCCAACAAUCAGCGAUCAUUUGCCGCUCACUGCAUUUUAAUAUAUUCAUACUUAUUAAUUUAAAUACUAUUAGUUUUACAUUAGCUGUAAUAUUCGUAGUUUAGCUUUAAGCACCAUUUCGUAGCAUUUCAUAUAUCCAGAGCAUUUACAAUAUUUAUAGCUGUAUAAUUUUUAUACACAGGAAAUUAAAGUAUUGUAAGGUGGCAAGUGCAUUUUUCGGGCUUAUAACUUUAAGGCCGAAUGAUAUAUCAAACAAACUUUUGCACAGAAACGCUGAUUUGUUUUGGUUAUAACGUUCUACGCAAAAACUUUUAACAGAUCAUUUGGUUUUACAGUAUAAGCCCGAAAAAGACAAUGGUCAUGUUAUAAAAUUUUUAAAUUCCUGAAGAUUUGACCAUAUGUAUCUAUGCAUGUGUAUACAAAUAUGUAGUUACUUUUUUUCAUUUGUACAUAGUCCAAUUUCUUUAGUUAUUGCCUCACUUAAAUUAUCAUUCUAAAUUUUAAGAUUUUAUAAAUGCGAAUUUUGUUGAACAGUUAA